Molecule: messenger RNA, 8446 nt
Organism: Chroicocephalus ridibundus (black-headed gull)
Lineage: Eukaryota; Metazoa; Chordata; Aves; Charadriiformes; Laridae
Gene: ADARB1
Product: adenosine deaminase RNA specific B1
Exons: 11
Coding region: 245-2344 (699 amino acids)
Biological process (GO): RNA processing; adenosine to inosine editing
Cellular component (GO): nucleolus; cytoplasm
Molecular function (GO): double-stranded RNA binding; double-stranded RNA adenosine deaminase activity; tRNA-specific adenosine deaminase activity
Source: RefSeq, a predicted model, not a curated record
GGCGCGCGCGGCCGGUCUUCCCGGUCGCGCGCAGGCGCGCACGGGAGCCGGUGUCGGCGGCGGCGGCGGCGCAGCGGGGGCCGCCGCUCGGCUCGACUGGGGCUGCGGAUGGCGGAGCGGCGGCGGGGCCCGGACAGCGGCACGGCGCCGGGAGAGGUUGCAGAAUCUUCAUGUGUCUGUGACUGAUAGUUAAAAAGACAGAAGCAGUCUUUGCCAGCCAAGAAACCAGCAAAAAUAUUUCACAAUGGAUGUAGACGAUGAAGAAAACAUGAGUUCGAGCAGCACCGAUGUUAAAGAAAACCGCAAUGUGGACAACGUUCCCCCCAAGGACAGCGGUGGGCAAGGUGCCGGGGAGGGGACACAGCUCUCCAAUGGUGGUGGCAGCAGCAGCAGAAAGCGUCCUUUGGAGGAGGGCAACAAUGGCCACUCCAAAUUUCGCCCAAAGAAGAGGAAGAAAACACCCGGCCCUGUUCUGCCAAAGAAUGCCCUGAUGCAACUUAAUGAGAUUAAACCUGGAUUACAGUACAAACUCCUGUCCCAGACGGGGCCGGUCCAUGCCCCCAUGUUCGUGAUGGCAGUCGAAGUCAAUGGGCAGGUAUUUGAGGGGUCUGGCCCGACAAAAAAGAAAGCCAAGCUUCAUGCCGCUGAGAAGGCUCUACGAUCUUUCGUCCAGUUUCCCAAUGCCUCGGAAGCCCACCUGGCAAUGGGGAGGACUCUGUCAGUCAACACGGACUUCACCUCUGACCAAGCGGACUUCCCUGACACCCUUUUCAAUGGUUUUGAAACGCCGGUCCCUUCCGAUGCUUCUUUUUACCUGGGGUCCAAUGGGGACGGGUCCUUUAGCUCUAGCGGGGACUACAGUUUGCCAUCAUCUGCUGUAGCUAGCAGCCUUUCCCAGUCACCUCUCCCUGCACCAUCGCCCUAUCCCUCCGCCAGCGGGAAGAACCCCGUCAUGAUCCUCAAUGAGCUACGGCCAGGGCUGAAGUACGAGUUUCUCUCGGAGAGCGGGGAGAGCCACGCCAAAAACUUUGUCAUGGCCGUGGCAGUGGACGGUCAGACUUUUGAAGGCUCAGGAAGGAAUAAAAAGCUGGCAAAAGCUCGGGCUGCUCAGUCAGCCCUGGCAUCCUUGUUUAACAUGCAGUUGGACCAGACCCCAUCUCGACAGCCCAUUCCCAGUGAGGGGCUCCAGUUACACUUGCCACAGGUUUUAGCUGAUGCUGUUGCACGCUUGGUUGUAGAUAAAUUCAGUGAUUUGACAGAAAAUUUCACAUCUCCACAUGCGCGUAGAAAAGUCCUUGCUGGAAUUGUCAUGACAACAGGUACAGAUGUGAAAGAUGCACUAGUAAUAAGUGUUUCUACAGGAACAAAAUGCAUCAAUGGUGAAUACAUGAGUGAUCGUGGUCUUGCAUUGAAUGAUUGUCAUGCGGAAAUUGUAUCUCGUCGGUGCCUGCUUAAAUUUCUAUAUACACAACUUGAGCUUUAUCUAAGCAAUAAAGAAGAUCAACAAAAAUCCAUUUUUAUCAAAUCGGAGCGAGGCGGGUUUAAGCUGAAGGAGAAUGUGCAGUUUCAUCUCUAUAUCAGCACAUCUCCUUGUGGCGAUGCUAGGAUUUUCUCACCACACGAAGCAGCACAAGAGGAUCAAGGGGACAGGCAUCCAAACCGCAAAGCGAGAGGACAGCUACGGACAAAAAUAGAAUCUGGGGAAGGGACCAUCCCUGUGCGCUCUACUACCACUAUCCAGACGUGGGAUGGUGUAUUGCAAGGAGAAAGGCUGCUUACCAUGUCCUGCAGUGACAAGAUAGCAAGGUGGAACGUAUUGGGUAUUCAAGGAGCCUUACUUAGCCUCUUUGUGGAGCCAAUUUACUUCUCUAGCAUCAUCUUGGGGAGUUUAUAUCAUGGGGAUCAUCUAUCCAGAGCCGUAUACCAGAGGAUAGCAGAGAUAGAAGAUCUACCACCUCUUUAUACACUCAACAGACCUUUACUUAGUGGUAUCAGCAAUGCAGAAGCCCGUCAACCAGGGAAAGCACCAAACUUCAGCGUGAACUGGACAGUAGGAGACACUGGUCUUGAAGUUAUUAAUGCUACAACUGGCAAAGAUGAAAUGGGUCGUGCAUCUCGCCUUUGUAAGCAUGCUUUUUACAGCCGCUGGAUGCGUAUUCAUGCAAAGCUUUCUUCCAGCUUGCGCUCAAAGAUCCUCAAGCCUAACCUGUACCACGAAACCAAGCAAGGAGCCACUGAGUAUCAAACUGCCAAAGAGUGUUUGUUUAAAGCAUUCCUGAAGGCAGGACUUGGAGCCUGGGUGGAGAAGCCAAUAGAACAGGAUCAGUUUUCUCUCACCGUCUAAUUCACAGAAUACACAUCACUUUGGAAAGGGGGUUGUUCUGGAAAUUCCUGGUGUCCAGCAUUGCUUUCUGGCAUCUCCACGGCUGUCAAAGCAUCUUUUUACUGUUUGGAGUUGGGUUUUUUCCUCUAUUUUUUUGAAACGUCACAGUCACUGUUUCUGUUCUGUCUAAGUAUUGAACCUCAAUGAUGAUCUGACUCAUAAUUGUAUAUUUUGUUAUGGGAAAGUAAUUUCUGGUGUAUUUCUAGAAAUACUUUUACUGUAGAAAACUUGCAGUAAGGCUAUCCUUACAGUAUACGACGACUCAUUUUUUCUGGGUUAAAAUAAUUCCUUUUUUUAUUUCAAUGUCAUCAAGUGCAUGAAGAAAUUCAAGUUUCUCUAGGUUUUACACCACACUUUUAGGAAGUAGCUUAAUAUUUUUAAAAGAAAAUAGGUGACAAAGCUGAUUCUACUCCUCUGUUAACUUGUUUUUGAACUGCAGAUAUUUCUAGCAUACAGACCACAGAGCCAGAAUGGAGUCUGGACAGCUAGUUUUUCCCCACUUCCUUGCUCUUUAAAACCAGCUGCUGAAAAAUUCCUGUCUUUGAUGUAUGUAUUUAUUAGUCUGUGACCCAGUUUUUAACAUGCAGCUUUUUAUUCUGUUUUUAAAAAUACAUUUACCUCCCAUUUACACACAUUGUGAAGUCUUUGGUUUUUUUACCAUUGUAAACUGGAAACGGCAAAAUAAUUAUUUGUAAGUUAAGAAAUUUAGUCUAUAACAUGCAGGAACCUGUUUAGAAGUAGGUGAUUUGUAUAUCCCAAGAACUCAUCACACUACAAUUGUAACCGUAACAGUAAUAUGACAACUGCAAAAAAAAAAAUUGCUCGUUUUAAGGGCACUAAGCCUGAAUUGCUAAAAACAGUCACUUGUUGGGUGUUAGUUGCUCUCCUCUCGAGGAAAUGAAAAGCUCUUGUACAGACAAAAAGUUGUAAAACUUCUUCCCUUGGAGUUAUAUCUGCUCUCACCCAAGUUGUUUUGUGUCUGAGAUUUCAUUGCCUUUUUGGUUUUACAUGUCCGAUGGUCUUCAUGCAGCUAAUUCGGUAAGUUGCUCUCAAACAUGCUUUCAUGUGCUUUGACGAUUAUUUAGAAAGGUGGUUUUCCUAAAGGUGUAGAUACUUCUGCUUUAUGUAAAAAUGUAAGAUAGAAGGGAAGUAUUGUGAGAUCAGUUUGAUUAACUGGUGUAUAGAAGGCACUUUUAAAAACACUUUUUAGUACCUAACGUUUAGGAGCAGAUGAGACAACGUCCAGUAUCACUUCUCUGCUCACAUGGCAUGUGUCCAAACACAUCCCUCGGCUCUUGUCCAUCCAGUAUCACUUGUGCUUUCCAAAGAGCAUCUCAGAGAUCCUCUGUGUUCCCUUUGCAAAUGAUGAAGGUGAUGUUUUGUGACAUGGGAGUUUUCCUGACAAAUACAAAUUGGUGCACCACCGUUCCAGCUGUUGGUUCCUGUCCCUCUGCUCCACUGCCCCUCACCUGUGCCAUACAGAACAUCAGGUCAGCAGGCUGGUCCAUGCUUUGAAGUCAAGUCAAGGGUUACUUUUAGCCCCGCAUUGAGUCAGAGAUCUAGUUUACAGUUGUGCCAGUGCAUCUGUGGAGGCAGUGGAGUGGAGCAUGAAGUCCCUUCAGCCAGCUUCACGGCUGAAGCUGUAACUGGAGUUACCAUACCUCAGCACCAGGAUCUUUGGCGGGGGUUAGCAAACAUCGGGGGUGUCGGAAACUUUGGUGUAAAACCACUUCUGGCCAAUGGUGAAUACCAAGGAGAGGUGCUGCUUCAUUAUUGCUCAAGUAGGAACCUGUUUUCAACUUCAAAAAAUGAUCAAGCCUGAAAAUCACUUGUGCAUUAGUUGAAACGUCUGGGUUAGUGUCUUGGAAGUAGUGCAUUGAGGUGCAAACAAUGCAUUUUUGGCAGUAUUUUGCAUAAUAGCGAGUACUGCUGUGAGAAGCUGAGGCCUAGUGAUCCCCUCGGAAAAGACUGUGAUGCUUCCAGAGGUUACUGCCUUUUCAAGACGCCAGAGGAACAAACAUUGCAAGCUGCAAUAGAGAGGCUGUGUUAAUUCAGCUUUGGUGACUUACACCAUCCUGUCCGCUUCUCAUUAAAACCGAGAGUGCUCCUGUGACCUUUACCGGCCCAACAUGGCUUUUGUGGUCGUCAUCUGACUGAGGCUUAGACUGACCUAUUCUAAAACUAAAAGGAAUUUAAUUGUAUGUGUUCAGAUCUGUCUUUGAGAUCAACCGUGUCUUGUUCACCUUGCAGAAGUUCUGCCGUGGCUGUAGUUGAGUACGUGUGUACCUUUCUGCAGGAUCAAGGGAAAGCUGGUCGCACCGUGUGCGUUUUCUUGAGGUCAUUACUGCUAUUAGAUGAAAUACACAUUUUUAAGGGGCUCAGUCUACUGAUAAAUGAAGUCUGUUGAGAAUUUACAGCAAGUUAUUUUUACACAUCUUUCUGAAGUGCUCAUUCAAAAGUUGGUGUCUCUCUGGAUUUUUUUGACAACUAGGAAAGUGUUAGCUCAAACUAUUUUUUUUAUGGUCACAAAUACGAGCAAUAUAUUUAAUUAUUAUUAUAGACAUAGUUUUUUAAGCUGUUCAAAUGAACGAUUAAAAUUAAACUGUAAAGGAAAUAUGUUCGAUGCCAAAACCUUUUGAUGAAGGAAUGGUGUCAGGUUAUUUAUGAGGAAUACGUUUUGUUGUUUCUAAUACUGGGAUUUUAAAAAGUAAGGAGUUUUCCAGGGUUUUAUACAAUCCAUAUCUGUCCUCUGGGAGUCAAUAAAAUACUGCUUGGCUUCCUUCACUGGCUUGUUCCUUUUAGUGCAGUUAAUACACGGAAAGAAGUUGGGAGGCAGAGUUGUGGUUGCUGAUGCUCCCAUAUUCCUCACAAUCCACUGUCACCGAGCAAGAAUGGAUAGUGACGUAUGUAAUUUUGAGCGAUUGCAAAAGAUAAGACAGCUCAGCUUCCAGGAGCUGCGGAAUGUUGUGGCUGACCUUUCAGCUGGGAGCCGCGCGUCUCCCGGCAGGUUGGGGGGCUGACAGACCUGUCCGAAAAGUGUGGGCUGGGCGGAUGGGAGCUGGCCUGCGCGGGGACUUGCAAUGCUGCUCUGGGAACUGCUUUCGUUCUUUUAAUUAUUUUUUUUCCCGUAUUUCUGAUUGAAUAUGAGUGUUUGUCUCAGGAUCUUCAAAGGACUUAAAAUAAAGAGUAACAACUUUAAUGCUGAUGAAUACUUGAAAUCUAAUUUAAGGUGUUUUUCUCCAGAUGAGAGUCUGACUUGAAUAAAGUUUGUAGGUUAGUAACGUAGAUCAUUUUAAAUACAGAUGUUUGAAAUACGUAUGUUCUGCAGGAUCGUUUUAAGAAAAUUUGGGCCUAAAGGUUAACACUUGAAAUACCGGUUAUGGCUGUACUCAGGAACUGGUAAUAACUAUAGAUUAUUUCUUACUGUUUGUGUGUGAAGUGUACUGUGUGUAGGAAUUUGUUAGCAACUGUUCUCCCCCGAUGUCAUGGAUGUCCACGUAGCUCUCACACUUGCAGCCCCUGCUUCCCUUCUCUACCUGGUGAUGGUAAUCGUGAGGCUGCGUACUUAGCAGUGUACAGCAGCGGGGCUUCUGUACGGUUGGCGAUUUUGAUCUCAUCUUAGAGAAAUCUUUCCACGACUGGCUACUGCAUAGGAAACUCAGGAGUAGAUUUUUGUGUGCUACUACUCUGUACCUCCUCUAAAUCUAAAAUAACUGGCAGCUGAAAGUCUAAGGAUCUCAGAGCCAGUGGUGCGUUUCAUCAGUCCAGUUCUGUGAUGUCCAAGAGUGCCGUCGACACAAGGGGAAAAAACACAUUUCAUCCUGCUCUCUCAGUGAAAACAUGCAUGAAAUAAAGCUGUUGGUUCAGAGUGCUCGGUAGCAUGACGCAGAGCGUGUGUCUCAUGGAAGAGUAAUGCUGCCUUUUGAAACCAAGCUCUGUUUUAAAAAAAAAAAAAACAAAACCAAAAAAUGACCAGGAAUUGAGAAUCUAUUUUAAGAAUUGCUUGGUCGUGGUCACCACAUAAUUGACAUUUCUUUUGAAAAAUAUCAAUGGUUUUCUAAAUAGCUAAAACUGUUAUUGCCAUUCCUUAAAUUAAGCUUUAAUGCUUGUAAGAGUCACGCUUGCAGAGAAGCUGGGCUUUGAAUUCUUUGCAUUUUUAUCAUCAUAAACUGUCCACUGUGAAAAUUAUCCCAAAGUUUACUGAAAAGGAAGAAGAGCUGCAAUUCAGGUAUACAGUCAGAACAAAAAUAUCUACUGUUAUUUAAAACCUAAAACCCCACAGAAAUAAAAUGUAUAAAAUAUAAUUACCCUGUCUCAGACUCGCCAUGUGGUUUUUGUUAUAUUUUUUUUUCUAAUACGAAGUGAUUUCAGUUGAGUUUAAAAGAUUACAUCUUCACUUGGCGUGCUCCUAUUUGGAGAGGAGUUGGCAUUUAUCCCAGGGUUACCUAGAGCUGACAGAGGCACAGGUUUUGCCAGGGACAUGAGGUGGAUUUUGGAACGGACACCAGAGUCGGUGCUAUGGGACCGGGAGGGGGCUGGUGCAGGGGGAGGUCCCCGCUGCACCCCCGUGCGGUGGCCUGGGUUUGGUCCCUGUCCUGCUGGUGGCUCAGCGGAGGCCACCGCUGGCUCAGUCUGAUGUGCCACGGCUGUGCUACAGCGUCUGACUGAAGCAGCAGGAGGGAGACAGAAAUUGAAAUUGCUGCUUUCGCUAGUUCCUAAGGCAGAAAUGAUGGCAUGGGAAGGGAUUUCUGCUCCCUCCUGCUCUCCCCUGGAGAGGCCCUGGGGAAGGAGAUGGAGAGCAUGGGCCAAAUUGUCUACCUGGCAGCAGGAGCUUCCCAACCACCACCUAUCCUAGACGUGUCUCAGCACAAGAGGGCCCCAGCUGUGUGUAAAUCUGAGGCUUUUAGGGUGCAUGGGCCUUGCUGCCGUUCCUUUAUGGAAACAACUGGUCCAGAGCAUUUGCAACAAUUUUGGAUUGACCUCCAAAGAAGAAGGUUGGUGGGUCUCUGAAGCAGGCAGGUUGGAUGUUUACAGCCACAGCAUGUGUGGUGUUUCAUUCCUAGGCAGAUGUUUCUCCCCAAAACACACCCAGGUGGAUAAAGCUAAGGUCCAGUUUUCCCUAAGUACAUCUGCUAGCAUCAAGCGCCCUAAGCUAUCACAGUGCUGCUGGUAAAACUUCUUUCAUUGUUUCUCUUGAGCCGGUUGUGGUAGGAACAAUGCAAAGUGAUGGGGGGGGGGCUGCAAAAAAAUGAGCUGUGACUGAAAUCCUGACCGUCAGAGCUGGUGAGGAGCAGAUAGAACCUGACUUUCUCCUUGGAUCAUGUCAACAUAUGGCGUUUUUCAGAACCUUUGAAGCCAAAGGUCUGUCCUGUUGCCUGCUAAAAAAACGGGCUGUUAAUUGUGCCAACAUCAUUUGCAUGUGCAGGAAUGAGUUUUAUGGGUAGCUGUGUUUUGUUUUCUUCAGUCAUUCCAGAAAAGAGGAAUUAAGAGCUGUAUUUUCUGUCAGUACUGAGGGCAGCCGGCCUCAGCAGGUAUAAUAAUUUAAAGAAUUUAUGCUCUUUGGUGGGAAAGAUCCACAGUCAAGGCCACUGCAGUGUUUUUUAUGUUUUUAAUAUCUUCAUCGUUAUCAUACCAAUAUCUUUUUUUGUUGUAGUUCGGCUGAGGUGUCUUUUAACAAAUUUAAGAUCAAAUGUGCGUGUGAAUAUAUAUUUAUACAUAUAUAUAUAUUGCUGUAUAUUAUUUGCAUUAAGCAGUUAUUCUUCCCCAGUCUUUCUGUGUGAUAGUAUGAAUACACUAGCUUUUACCUACCUGGUGUAAGGAUAUUAAAGAACGCUCUCAGAUACUGUCCUCAGCACUUAUUUUCUCCAUUCAUAAUCACAACUUUGAAGACGAAACCUCGCUUUACCUCUGGUUUGUCGCUUUCCUUACAGCACACUUGUUCCUGUCCUGCUGAAGCACAACCCAUUGGUCAGUUAUUCUAAGUAAUGACUGUUUUGCAUACUACCUUGCUUUGUUUAAUUAAUGUUUGUACAGAGAUUUGAAAAUAUAAAGAGCUAUAUCAUU